Molecule: messenger RNA, 858 nt
Organism: Symbiodinium natans
Lineage: Eukaryota; Dinophyceae; Suessiales; Symbiodiniaceae
Source: the annotation of a GenBank genome assembly
AUGUGCCCUGAGUCUCUUGUCCAUGCUUGGCUGGCUCUUGUGUGCUCCGACGCAGCUCGGAACCUGCCAUGGCAUCGACAUAAUUCGACACGCCAUGACAGAACUUGUUGUGGGCAGGCAUUUCGGAUCAAGGGCCCUCUGGGCCCCGGGGCCUGCCUGUACCGUCAGUACAUGGCAGGCGCUCGACUCUACGGCGGACCUGACUUCAGCCGAAGUUGCGGAGCCCAGCAGAGCCACACGAGCGCUGGCACGGCCCUGGCUGCAGCGCUUGUGGCUGCAUCACCGAAGGCAUGUGACCUGGACGCGUCCAACAAGGACCGUUUGUGGCUGCCAAGGGCCGCUUGCACCUCAUCGACUCAAGCGACACAUCGAGAUGGGUACCCCCGUGCUGCUUUCACCGGGAGUGCGGACGAUGUGCCGACACAAUGGCUGGCCCCGCCUGCAGCGGUGCCCACGCCGGCGGAGCCACGGCGGGAGACACGGCGACCGUCCACCGGACGCCCUCCCGCGCUGCGUGCGGCGCAGACAGACCCGGGUGUGGGCCGGCCUGCCGGCAUGCGCACGCCCAGAGCCGUGCGAGCAUGGCAGUCUGCCGAUGAGGCGCUCGUUGCAGAGGUCCAUUGCAAGGCUCCUGGCGGUGGCCCGGACGUUGCCAUGGCCGAGGACGCUGGCUGGGCGCCGAAUAGGCAAUUCUUGCCGGAGGAGCUCCGGUACAAUCCGAUUACCCACGAGGUGGAGGUCUAUGUGAAUAGAGACGGCAAUGUUCAAAAGUGCGAGCCGUCCGCGCAAGAGUAUCGGGAGGCUCGUGUGAUGCAAGCUCAUGUUCCACGUGCCAGUGCAUUCGAGCGAAACAACUGA